Messenger RNA from Pelagomonas calceolata, 1607 nucleotides. NCBI's taxonomy places the organism in Eukaryota, Pelagophyceae, Pelagomonadales, Pelagomonadaceae. The record is from the annotation of a GenBank genome assembly.
UCGGCUCUCUUUGGCGGCUCCAACAGCUCAUCCAGCAGCGCGAGACGUUCUGGCCGUCUCAUACUGCCGCCGCACGCAUAACAAGCGUACAGAAACGCCCCGCUUCCGGCUAGGCCCCGAAAGGCCCCACCGCCGUGCGCAGCGCCGCGCGUUCCGCCAGCGCCGCAGCGUCAAUCCGCCGCCCGCAAGCGGCCCAGGGCUUCGCCAAAGCCGCCCUUGCGCCGCCGACACGCCGACGCCGCCGCGGCGCGCCCGCCGCCCACGCUCGACGCUCGACGCCGCGGUGCCCGACAAAGAAAGAUGCCCGUCCCACGAAAUUACUCGGACAACUACCUCUCCGGCAUGGACCCGGACCCGAAGCGAAAUGUGGCGGUGGAGUGCUUCCAGAUCGAUACCACAAGGUUCGCGGCGACCUACGUCAUGCUCAUUCUGAUCGUCUACGGCGCGAUCCACGGCUCGGGCUACACGUCCGAGCAGUCCCUGUCGGCGACGAACGUGGCACACGCGCUCGUGACCUUCGUCUUCUUCCACUGGGCCCGCGGCUCGCCGGACACGCACGCGCAGGGCGAUUACGAUGAUUUGACGGUCUGGGAGCAGCUCGACGGCGGCGCGUCGUGGUCCGCCACCAAAAAAGUCUUCCUCAUCGUGCCGACGCUCGUCCUGCUGGCUUAUUUAAAUGCGGCGGACUUUUCGCGACAACCGACCGACCGCCGUCCCCAUCUACGCGCUCCUCUGCAUCCUGCCCAAACUGCCGGGCAUGCAUCGGUGCGGAUCCUGGGCAUCAACCGGACCGUGGGCUUCAGGUCCGACGACGAGACCAAGAAGCCGGGUCGUGAGGUUGCUUCCUUUCUCCUCCUCCCUCCUACGGCGACUGGACAUAUCGCCUCCUUUUGGGACGACGUAGGAUUGAUCGCGUGCAAGAGCGCGCAAACUUGGCUUCUAGUGUGUCUUCUUAGCGAUCUGACAAUAAAUCGAGGGUACGUGGUGAGUGGGUGUUUGGUUCGGCAGUAGCACCUUUGCGAACGCCUCUCGGAUCGAUACGCGACCACCGUGCUGUGUUGCAUCUGACGCGAGCAUUUCUACGUGCAAUUUGACGCCGUAGACACCUCUGAAGCAGCUUGCAUCCAUCUGCACUGCAGCAAAUUUCACGUUGUAGACAAGAGGAGCUUCAUCAGCAGCGCAGUAAAAUGAUUCUCCUAUGGUGGGUGCUGCCCGUACCUUGCCAAGCGAUCGCAUUCCUGGCAGUGCUUAUCGCCGCGAGCGCCCUGCAAACGCAGCCGAUGCAGCUUCACGAGCGACGGCGCGUCGUCGCAUCAGUCGCGCGGGUCGAAGUAUGCACGAAAAAGCACUGCAAGAAAAAAGGUAGCUUGAAAACGCUACGCAUCUUCGAGGCGUUGGCGCCGGACGGCGUCGAGGUGCUCACCGCCGACAUGUCGCACACGGAGCACGGCUGCUUCGACGAGUGCACGAUGGGCCCGAACGUCCGCGUCGACGGCGCCGGCCCCAAAGCCGACGGCGGGCCGAUCGUCAACGGCGUGCGGGGCGCCGCGGGCGCCGCGGAGGUCCUCGGCAUCGACGUCCCCGAGGGCUGGGAGCUGCCUAACUGA